Ustilaginoidea virens is the source of this 2742-nucleotide messenger RNA. RefSeq lists its product as uncharacterized. NCBI's taxonomy places the organism in Eukaryota, Fungi, Ascomycota, Sordariomycetes, Hypocreales, Clavicipitaceae. The coding region runs from base 1 to 2742 and encodes 913 amino acids. The transcript has 4 exons. The record is from RefSeq and is a predicted model, not a curated record. Gene Ontology annotation, biological process: retrograde vesicle-mediated transport, Golgi to endoplasmic reticulum.
AUGAUUAGCGCUUUAUCGCCCGCGAAGGUGUUGCUUUCUGCCGUGCACGCCGCUCUGAAUGCAGACAUAGGUAGCCUUGCCGCUUUGGCCAAAGUUUACGCUUCCACUCUGCAUCAUCAGCUUCUGCUGCGAAUUAUCCUCACGUACUUGCCCGAAUCAGUGAAACCUGCUGAAUACGUGGGCCUUCUUACCCAAACAGCCGAUGGACGCCUUCUGAACGGGGACACUGUCGCCGUGGAGGAUAUACUGGUGAUAGAUUUGACAGACGAUCAAGCGGCUAAAGAGGCCAGAAGGCUGCUGCUACGGCCGCUAUCAUGCUUUGAUGCGCCUGAAACAUUCCGAAACGAUCCACUCGGACGCUUUCUGUCACUAAGAGCUCGAUCCAUGAAUCACGAAGCUGGAAUGGUCGGUCAGCUGCUGGAUUUACUGCUGCCAUUCGUUAACCACAGUACCGAAUUACAUGACUGGAUUGUAUGCACCGCUCUGCCAUACAUAAGAAGGAACUCGGAGCUUCGAGUUGGGGAAUUACCCGAAUAUUCCCUGCAUCAAUUUGAGAGCUUACCACAUCGCACAGCUAGCGAGUACCUUGUAUCCCAACUGAAUCAUUUGGAUAGACGACAAGACGGGGCUGUCAUGAUAAUGAGAAGCAUUUUAGGACCAUGGCUACAUGAUACAGCGCGAUGGGAGCAUGCUUUGGAUGUGAAAGAGGUCCAGCCAACAGUGCUGCUAUGCCCAGUCUGGCAUCAGAUAUGUGAGUGGCUCCUCAGUCUAGCUGCAUCGUCGUGGCCAGUCGCAGUUCAGAUUUUGGAAGGUUGGAAUGGCCUCGAAGAUGUUGAAUUUGGCUACGGACUAAGCUCGAAACUCCCGCCCUCAUGUUAUAAAUACUUCAAACGCUCUUAUGCCGCAUUGACCCUGGCAUGUGUCUACAUAACCCCGGAAGCAACACUGGAGUGUUUAACCAGCCUUCAACGGAUAACAGCCAAGGUAAGGUCAUACCUUGCGUAUGACGAACCAUGCAAAUCGUUGGAGGAAAUGUUGUCUGACUUGCCCGAUUUUUCCAUCGAAAACCUGUCAAUAUUUCGAGAGGGCCGUAUUGCGAGCUGUAUGAAAAACGAUUUACUCGAGCAGAGCAACCCACUCACUGACCCGCAAGAAAAUGCCACGAAACUUCUGUUAGCUUUAAUUCUAAGUGCGUACAUCUUGACUAUCCAUGGUCGCCCUUCUUCGGUCAAGAAUGUGGGUGAGCUCACGUUUUUACGCGACGAGUUGGCUCAAAAGACAGAAGUGGCCAAACUGUUGCGUGAAAUCGGUUCCCAGACCUCUCCGGAUGGGGACGCGAAUUUGCUGCGAGCGCGGAGAUGCUUGUUGUGGCUUCAUGACUGGGGUAAGACUGAUACCGCUGGUCUGUAUGUUUCGGCCUGUGGCGCGCUGGGAACAGUCAAGAAGGCAUAUAUUGAAACCGAGUUUCUAAAAAUGCUGCUUUCCACGAGGCGUUAUGCUUUGGCGCGUUCAUUGUACGAAGAUGACAGUUACAACUAUCUGUCUGCUGAUAUAGUGCAAGAAGUGGUUUAUCAAUCAGCUUUAUUAGCGUUUGAUAACGCUACAAAUCCAGACCGAAGUGGAGGAGGUCUCCAGCAUUGUCAUGAUAUCAUUCAUGCUUUUCCUGGCACAGUAGGGCCGUCACUACCUGGGACAAAGGAAAUAUGGGCUCUUUUGAAAGCAACAUACGCUUUGAGCAAUUAUCAGUUGGCCAUUCAACCAGAAGAGCCGUUUCGACCCGUCGUUCUUCGAGUGCAUUCAGAUCCUAUAUCAAUCAUCCAAAAAAUUCUUGAACAGAACCCUCGCGCUUAUACUAGGCUUCAAGAAUUUGUAGAAAUGGGCACGAAUAUCGCUAGAGCUGGCUUGCCGUACCCAAACGUUGGCAUGCCAGCGGAUGUCCAAGUCACGGCAGAGCAGCCCGAAGCAACCAUUGAAAAAAUUGAGCGCCGCAUCACAGCCAUGUGUAUCAAGGCUGCCCUGAGAGAAGACGAUUUUGAGACGGCUUAUUCGUAUGUGGCUAGUCGACUGGCUUGCCUUGUGACAGAUUCUUCAACGCACGUGCUAUCAGACGGAUGGUCCUGGAAGGCCGCCAUGGAGGCAGGACUAUAUGUCCGCACGGCCUGGUCGCAAUUACCUUCUCAUUUGGGGACUGCGAGUAGCGAUCUUAAUAUUAGGCACGUUGAGCAACGGAUAGAGUGUCUCGCGACAGCGCUACGUUUGGCACCAACCAAUGAAUUACAAGAUAUUCUGAAGAACUUCAGACGAUGCGAAGAGCAACUAGACUCGAUAAUGAAGGAGGAGAUUAUUGGCAAAAUAAUGUGUAGAGAAGGAAUCCACAAUAACCACUCAUCCGGGGCCUUCGAUGAUCUACAACUUGAGCAGCAGUCCUCAUUAAGUCCUCUCGAGGAAAGCAUGGUAACGCGUCAGAUGGAGGAUGUACCAAUGUCUCUGUUUGACCUUUCCCGGGCGACGGCCCGCCUCGCCCAGAAAAAUAUAACCGCUUUUUCAAGUCGACAAAGUAUUAUUGAAGGUGCUCGUUCGGCUUCUCCCGAUUACUCAGAUGCGCUCCAGCAGCGUGUAAGGAAACGGGAUCAACUUCGUGAAGCAGCCACGGGAACGCUGACUGUCAUUAAAUUAAGGCUGUGGAAUCGCGGGCUAUAUUACAUUAUAUUUAUCUACUUCGUAGCGGCCGUGUUAGAGUAG